Molecule: messenger RNA, 5024 nt
Organism: Cyclopterus lumpus (lumpfish)
Lineage: Eukaryota; Metazoa; Chordata; Actinopteri; Perciformes; Cyclopteridae
Gene: gramd1a
Product: GRAM domain containing 1A
Exons: 19
Coding region: 490-2943 (817 amino acids)
Biological process (GO): intracellular sterol transport
Cellular component (GO): endoplasmic reticulum-plasma membrane contact site; endoplasmic reticulum membrane; plasma membrane
Molecular function (GO): sterol transfer activity; sterol binding
Source: RefSeq, a predicted model, not a curated record
CCGGACUGUACCAUAAAGUUGGUCGGAGGGGUAGUCGUCUUCUUUUGCUGGUGUCUGUGUACAUUUAAUAACAUUGUAAUGGUUUUACUCUUUUCAAUUCUAGAAUAAGAGAGUUGACAGCCUCGGUGUGUUGAUGUCACAUCAGACAUUGGUUGCAGGGCCCAUGUGUCUCCUGAUGGGACUGGUCGAACCCCCCCGGCCCUGCGCGCUAAGUCAACCAGCCGACUAACUGGCGUUCCUUUUCACUUUUAGACAAAGUAUCUGGAGUAACUUUCAUACCAAGUUAACGCUUUUAACGCCGAGUUUAGCUCCACAUUUAGUUUAAUAACGGCUGUUAAGGCGAACAUGGAAGUACUUGAUGUGCUGGAAGUUGAAGCCUGCUAGCCAUCUUCGGCGAGCCGUCGGCCUUCCGAGGCUAACCCGGCGGUGUUCAGCGUUAGCAGGCGAGCGGCUCGCAGCCGGCCAGAUGCUUCCUUUACGCUGUGGAGAAUGUUGAUGUGUUCCUGUGAGAAAGUGGAUUUUAACAUUGCCUCCCGCUCCGUGGCUCGGCUUGUUUUCGAGGCCGAGCAAGAUAACAGAAACGGAGGAAACUCUUCCAAUGGGAGUACGGCCAGUAACUCUCCACGCAGCACCCCCGGCAGCUCUCCCUCCCUGCGGCGCAGGGUCCUCGGGGGUGGCAGGGCCAGUGAGAGCGAGGGGGGAGGAGGAGAGAAGAGCGGAGGAGGAGGAGGAGGAGGAGGAGGAGGGGGUUCAGAUAGCCCCCUGCCAUCCAUACCAUCUGCCUCCUCGCUCACAUCUGCCUACCCACUUGCUUCUCGGCACUUCAGCCGCAAUGCCAAGAAAAUGCAGAGCUGGUACAAUGUUCUCAGCCCGACAUACAAACAGCGGAACGAGGAUUUUCGUAAACUCUUUAAGAAACUUCCUGACACAGAGCGACUUAUAGUGGACUACUCCUGCGCUCUGCAGAAGGACAUACUGCUUCAGGGCCGCCUUUAUCAGUCGGAGAAUUGGCUUUGUUUCUACAGUAACAUCUUCCGCUGGGAAACCACUAUCACUAUCCUGCUGAAAGACGUCACCUCUAUGACCAAGGAGAAGACUGCCAAGCUCAUCCCAAACGCCAUCCAGAUCAGCACCGACAAUGAGAAGCACUUCUUCACAUCCUUCGGAGCAAGGGAUCGCAGCUUCAUGAUGAUUUUCCGUCUGUGGCAGAACGCCCUGUUGGACAAGUCUCUCUCCCCCAAAGAGCUCUGGCACAUCGUGCACCAGUGUUACGGCACUGAACUGGGCCUCACUAGCGAAGACGACGACUAUGUCUCCCCCACCACCGAACACAUGAACGGCCUACUGCCAGGAGACGAGUCUGUGUCGGUUACGGAUCUACUAGACCUGAGCUCAGUGUCGGUGUCCUCUACGGGCAGCUUUCCCCCUCCCCUGGUGCCCUGUGGUCUGGCCAGCCCUCCCUCAGCCUCUCCCCCAUCCUCCGCCUCCUGUCUGCCCAUAGAGGUGCCUUCGUCAUCUGAACGCAGACUGAGCUCUGACCCCCUCGAACCCAGUCCGCCCAGCUCCCACAGCUCGCUGCCAUCCACCACUCCCACCAACAUCUCUGCCUCUGCCUCCUUUAAUCUAGAAGAUGGAGGGGACAGCCUGUCCGAGUCAGCCAAUUACAUGCUGCCCCCGUCAACCACCAGUCUGGGAAACCUCUCCUCAUUGGACAUAACCAUCGAUGAGGAACUGCCCACGGACCCCAGCAACUCCUCUGACACGCAAGAAGAGAGUGAGGUGGAGUCGUUCUGCGCGGACCUGAACGGCCGGCUUCACAUCAACAACGCGCUCCGCAUGAGUGUAGACAAGCUGCACGACCUCCUCUUCUCUGCAGACAUCCACUUCAUCCAGCACCUCUUCUCCCAGAGACACUUUACUGACCUAUCGGUGGGUGAAUGGCAGCCGGACAGCAGCAGUGGGACUACCAGCCGUGUGCUUAGCUACACGAUCGCCCUCAACAACCCCCUCGGCCCCAAGACCGCCCCUGUGGUGGAGACACAGACGUUGCAUAAAAGCAGCGCCCGGGGCGAGUGCUUCGUGGUGGACUCGGAGGUCAUCACCUCAGGCAUCCCCUACCAGGACUACUUCUACACGGUCCACAGAUACUGCCUCACCUCCAUCAACAAGCACAAGAGUCGGCUCAGAGUUUCCUCAGACAUCUGCUACAGGAAGCAGCCGUGGAGCCUAGUGAAGACAUUGAUUGAAAAGAACACCUGGAGCGGCAUUGAGGAGUACUACAGACACAUGGAGAGCGAGGUGUGCAAGCUGGAGACGCUGCUGCAGACGGAGGUUUCCGUUGUCACCACGGGCGACGCCGUGGGCGCCGACGCUGCCAAGACGCCACCGGCCCUGCGCCGCCGCAAACGCACCUGCUCUCGGCGGCAGGGCGAGAAGGAGAGAGAGAGGGAGGGAGGAGGCAUGGGCUCCGGGGACCGAGGGGACCGAGGAGUCGGAGAGGAGAGGGACAGGAGAGAAGCCGGUGCUCAGUAUAUUAAUCUGGGCGGGCGCUCACGAGGAGGACCCAACAGUAUAUCCACCAUCCUCCUCAUCGUCAGCUUCAUUCUGGUGGUGCUGGUGGCUCUCAACAUGCUGCUCUUCUACAAGCUGUACGCUCUGGAGAGAGCAGCCCACACCUUGGAGACCUGGCACUCCUAUUCUGUUGCUGACAGUCCUUUACCCCAGACAGCUGGAGAGUGGGCUCAGGUCCUGCAGCUUCAGAGGCAGUUCCACCAGGCUCAGCUCAGCAAGUGGCAACAGAUCCUGCAGUCCUCUGUCACUCUUCUCGACCAGAUGAAGCAGUCCUUAGAAAAGCUCCACCGGGGCAUCGUGGUCCCAGAGGUGCAGCGGGAUCCCUCCGAUGAGGAUGAUGAUACCCUCCCAGAGUCCCUGUCAGAGGCCUGAGCCGCCCCCCCACUCCACCCCACCACCCCCGGUCUCCCACUUCUGAACACACCCUGGUGGACUGUAGAGUUGAAAAGUGGGGACGUGCAAUUCUCCUGACUGACUUGAAAAUGACCCUGUUCACCUUCAGCCGGAUCAGUAACUCCUUCAGACUGGAAGCCAUCAGGACCACAGCUGCAAGUCACCUGUAUGUAGUGAAUGGAAACAGGCCACUGGUGGGCCGACGCAGACCAUCCACUCCUCAAGAACCCCCCCACACACACCCCCCCCCCCCCCCCCCCCUCAUUUAAUCACUCACAGACUUCAGUUCCUCUUCUGACAUACAACAUGGGGAUCAGUGGGUCCUCUUAGUGGGUUAGAUACCCGUUGCCUCUACAGUGAACGCCUGCUGAAACAAAACGGGGGGACGCCACCCGCUGUGUGGAUGUGACACACAACCGGCCAGAGGGGGGGGGCUCCCUCGCUCUCUCCGUCCGUCAGGCAUUUGUUCCCCCGUGUCAGAUUUGAGCCCCCCCUCAAAGGGACGAGAAACAUUUCAACACCAGACACUUUAGUUUCAGCUUUAUUUUCCUGAUGUAGAUUAUACAUCUGAAAAUGAAUCUCAAACACCACCCCACUCCUCCCACUCCUCCCACUCCUCCCACGCCUCUCGUGGGGUUUUAAGUUUGUUUGUUUUUCAAAAUCAGUGUGUUGGGUUGUUUGUGAGGACAACAAGCUGCGUCUGACUGGACCGACAGUAUUUAUUAUAACAAUGACCUGAAUCCUGCUCUGAAGAAGUCAUUGGUGGUUAUUGUGUGCUCUGAUUUGCUGUUACAGUACGGACCAAGAGGAGCUCGGCGAGAUCGAUUACUGGUCACAGCAAUAAUGACAAUAGUGAUGCUAGUACUUUCUGAAUGUUCCAAACAAAGUAGUAUAUAAUAAUAAUAAUGAAAAAAUGUGUGUGUGUGCAUGAGUCCUCAGUGUUUCAGAUGUUACAUUUUCAUAUUAGCGUUUCUUGAGUUUGAGAUUUCACGUUGGGUUGCUCCCUCUUCUUGUCGCACAGACAUUAACAGCUGACCCGAUCAGGUGGAACCCGAUCAGGUGGAACCCGAUCAGGUGGAGACCGAUCAGGUGGAGACCGAUCAGGUGGAACCCGAUCAGGUGGAACCCGAUCAGGUGGAGACCGAUCAGGUGGAGACCGAUCAGGUGGAACCCGAUCAGGUGGAACCCGAUCAGGUGGAGACCGAUCAGGUGGAGACCGAUCAGGUGGAACCCGAUCAGGUGGAGACCGAUCAGGUGGAACCCGAUCAGGUGGAACCCGAUCAGGUGGAGACCGAUCAGGUGGAGACCGAUCAGGUGGAACCCGAUCAGGUGGAGACCGAUCAGGUGGAGACCGAUCAGGUGGAGACCGAUCAGGUGGAACCCGAUCAGGUGGAACCCGAUCAGGUGGAGACCGAUCAGGUGGAGACCGAUCAGGUGGAACCCGAUCAGGUGGAGACCGAUCAGGUGGACCCCGAUCAGGUGGAACCCGAUCAGGUGGAGACCGAUCAGGUGGAGACCGAUCAGGUGGAACCCGAUCAGGUGGAGACCGAUCAGGUGGAGACCGAUCAGGUGGAGACCGAUCAGGUGGAACCCGAUCAGGUGGAGACCGAUCAGGUGGAACCCGAUCAGGUGGAACCCGAUCAGGUGGCUACUUCGUUGUCCCACUGGGCCGACGUUUGCAAAGACUACAAGGACCAACCCCAAUUCUGGAGGCCCAGGUGAAGAAAAAAGGGAAAAAAGUGUUGCAGUAUUGUUUUUUUUGUUUGUAAGAUUAAUUCUCUUUUUAUUCGAUUCAUUUUCUAUCUUUGUUAUUUUGUCAUUUAUUUCCAGCCUGUCCUCUUCCUCUUCCUCUUCCUCUCUGUUUCACUGAACAUGGCGGCUACAGAAGCAUGUGGGCCACGCUGUGCAUGGCCAUCCGCGGGUAACAAAACGGUGUCAUAUUUAUUUAGAGUUGGCGGGGGGGUUCAGGGAGAGAGAGAUGAUAAUGUACUGUAAAGAUGUGAUUGCACACCGCUCCAUGGAGAGAAAUGAAAAGUAAAGCAUAAACGAGUCCUCGCUCA